AUGUCAAGACCAGGCCUGCGGCAGAGGCCCUUGAGGGACUCAGCAGCAGCAGCAGCAGCUGCUGCUGCAGCAGGAGGUGGAGCAGCAGCAGCAGCACCUGUUGCAGCAGCACACCACCAGCAGCAGCAGGACAGCUCCACUGUUGAGCCGCCUGCACUGCGACAAACGAAGCAGCGAGCAGCAGCAGCAGCAGCAGCUGCUGCUGCAGCAGCUGCCGCUGCAACAGCAGCAGCAGCAAAUGUCGAGCCUGCUGCAGGAGCUGCCGCUGCUGGCGGGUCACAGCGCAGCAACAGCAGCAGCAGCGGGCAGCAGGUUGCUGCUGCCCCUGCUCGGCCCACUGGAGCAGCAGCAACGACACGAUCAGCGACAGCAGCCGCAGCAGCUGCUGCAGCGGCAGCAGCAGCAGCCGCAGCAGCAGCAAAUACAGGUAAUGCAGCAGCACCACCACCUCGACGACCAGCAAAUACCCGCAGCGCAGCAGCAGCAGCAGCAAAAAGUUCGCCUAAUGUCCAGCGUGCAGCAGCAGCAACAGUAGCAGCAGCAGCAGAUGGCGGACUUGCUGCUGCAUCAAGACGUAGCAGCAGAAGCGGUGCUGCAGCAGCAGCCGCAGCAGCAGCAGCAGCCGCAGCAGCAGCAGCAGCAGCGCCGCCUGCCUCCGGUCCUGCUGCUGCUCCUGCAGAUGCUCCGCAGCUGCGUUCUCCACGAAAUGCUGCUGUUGCUGCUGCUGCAGCAAUUGCAGCUGCAGCAGGAAACCCCUCUGCAGCAGCAGCAGCACGUGCUGCUGCUGCUCCUGCUGCAUCUCCACGUACAGGAGCUGCAGCAGGUGCAGCGGCAGCUACGCAAGAGAAGGCAAAAACAGCAGCAGCAGCAAACCCUGCAGGGACGUCAGCAGCAGCAACAAAAGGAGCAGGAGCAGCAGCAAUAGGAAACAAAGAUGCACCGGCAGCAGCAGCAGCAGCAGCAGCAACACCAGCAGCAGGAGGUGCAGCAACAGAUAGCAAUGUCCGAAGAAAUGGCCCUGCAGCAGCAACGCAAACAGCAGCAGCAGGAACAGCAGCAGCAGCAGCAGCAACACCAACCGCAGCAGCAGCAGCAGCAGCAGCAGCAACACCGCUGCAAAAGGCUCGACCUUCCGCUCCGAGCACAUCGAGACGAGACUCAAGACAUAAAUGGCGAGGAGGUGAUUCAUCAACAGACGGUGCAGCAAUAACAGCAAUUUGCUGCGGCGGUCGUUGCUGCUGCUGCGGCAUUGGAUUGUCUCUUAAGGAAUAUAGGAUACAGUGUGCUGUAUGCAGCAGCAGCAGCGACAGCAGCAGCAGCAGCAGCAGCAGCAGCAGCAGCAGCAGCAGCAGCAACGAUGGUGUUAGCAGCAGCAAUAAGGAGAGUGGGAAUGCUGAAACCACCACCACCACCAGCAGCAGCAGCAGCAGCAGCACCAUCAACAGCAGCAGCAGCAGCAGCAGCAGCAGCAGCAGCAGCAGCAGCAUCAACCCUCCUACGACAACCCCGUCUACUACAAACAUAACGAGCCGCAUGAACAGUAACAGCAACAGCAUCAGCAGCAGCACCACGAUGAGCAGCAGCAGGAGUAUCAACAGCAGCAGCAUGAGCAGCAGCAUGAGCAGCAGCAGCAGCAGCAGCAGCAGCAGCAGCACGAAUGUAAUGAUUUGCCUAAAAUGUUUCUGUCGUGGCGUUGAGACAAACAAACAUAAAAAUAAUCAUUCGUACUUUAUAAGAGGACCUAAUACACAAGAAUUAUUCGCAUUAUAUUGGACAGCUGAUGAAGAGUUGACUCUCCUCGAGGCAAUCGCUAAAUGCGGACUUGGAAAUUGGAAUGAUGUAGCUGCUGCAGUGAAUAGAGCAGCAAUAAAGCCAAAGAGUAGGCAGCAAUGCGAAGCACAUUAUACAGAAAUAUAUUUAGAUACUAAUGCUAACCCUAUUCCUUUAUGGCAGCUGCAGCAGCAGCAGCUGCUGCUGCUGCGUAAUUUCUUACAGCAGCACGAACAACGUAUGCAGCACCAGCAGCAGCAGCAGCAGCAGCAAGAUCAAGAUCAAAAAGGAGAGGGAAAUAAUGAUGGGAAACAAGACGGCGGAGGGGACAAACCAGCUGCAGCAGAUGCAGCAGCAGCAGCAGCUGCUGCUGCUGCUGUAACACCAGCAGCAAGUGCAGCAGAUGCAGCAGCAAGCACGCCGACAGCAGCAGCAACUGCACCCGCAACAUCAGCAGCACCAGCAAAAGAGGGAACACCUGCAGCAGCAGCAACAGCAGCAGCACCAACGGAUGCACCACCAGCAGCAACAGAAGCAGCAACAGCAGCAACAGCAGCAGCAGAUUCUGUCAAGGAUAGUACUAGUGUAACUGCACCUGCCAAGACACCGGAAAGUGCAGCAACUGCAGCAGCACCAGCAGCAGAAGCAGCAACAGCAGCACCAACAGCAACAGCAUCAGCAGCAUCAACAGCAGCAGCACCAGCAGCAACAGCAGCAGCAGCAGCAGAAGAUGUGAGCGAAGACGAGUUGCUGCUGCGUGAGUUGGAUGCAGCGGCAUUCGGUCCAGCAGCAGCAGCAGCAGCUGCAGCAGCAACAACAGCAACAGCAGCAGCAGCAGCAGAAGAAGAAUCUGUUUCCUUAAUAGAGCUGCAGCAAGCAGCAGGAGAAUUACAUCCUCCAUGGAUUCCUGCUGCUGUUACCUUCUCCCCCCAACACCAACUUGUACAAGGGUUCGUCUAA
This is a messenger RNA of Eimeria maxima, 2730 nucleotides long. RefSeq lists its product as hypothetical. Gene Ontology annotation, biological process: regulation of transcription by RNA polymerase II; chromatin remodeling. The transcript has 4 exons. The coding region runs from base 1 to 2730 and encodes 909 amino acids. The record is from RefSeq and is a predicted model, not a curated record. Gene Ontology annotation, molecular function: chromatin binding; transcription coactivator activity. NCBI's taxonomy places the organism in Eukaryota, Apicomplexa, Conoidasida, Eucoccidiorida, Eimeriidae. Gene Ontology annotation, cellular component: nucleus.